Molecule: messenger RNA, 1169 nt
Organism: Schizophyllum commune H4-8
Lineage: Eukaryota; Fungi; Basidiomycota; Agaricomycetes; Agaricales; Schizophyllaceae
Exons: 5
Coding region: 33-1169 (378 amino acids)
Biological process (GO): kinetochore assembly; protein localization to kinetochore; attachment of mitotic spindle microtubules to kinetochore
Cellular component (GO): kinetochore
Source: RefSeq, a predicted model, not a curated record
CCUGAAUCCCACCCCGCCGAGCGUUCUUCACGAUGAACCCUGUCGAGAUAGACUUGGAGGAGGUCGAGAAUACCUGCCUGAAUGUGCAAACGGCAAAGAAGGUCGAGGACUUCCACUCCCACAGGCGGUUCAACCCCAACUCGUCUGUCGACUUUCCCGCUGGGCCGAGCAGCGGUGAGCGAGAUCCUGCUAUCGUAGCGAAGGACUUGGAGUCGCAUAUGUCCUACCUACACAAACUCAAAUAUGUGUACCUCGAGCGACGAGCGAAGGAUCAAUAUGCUAGGACGAUAGUCAGUCCUAGCGACGAGACUGGGAUAGUCAACGAGGAAGAGAACCAGAGACUACAACUGGAGAACGAGGAGAAGAAGGCGAAGCUGCGCGCUAGCAAAGCGCGUCUGAACGCGGUACAUACGGCGAUGAAGGAAAGGGCGCCUAUUUUCCAGAAAGAGUACGAGUUGUUGCAAGAGCGGACAAGACGUAUGAAGACGCUGAAGGAGGACGUUCUCAACAAGCAGCUCGAGCUCCUGCGCCUACAGCAGACGAACCCGCCACCUCGCCUUACGGAAGCGGGCGCGCAGGCCAAGCUCGAUGAGCAGACGGAGGAGAUGCAGAAUCUGAUGGACGCUAUAGAGAACGAGACUCAUGAAGCAGAGGAGCAGAAGGAAGCUGCCAAAGCCGCCAUGGCGGAGGCUGAGCGCUUGCGAGCGGAGCGAGUCCAGCUCGAGACCCAGGUCAAGCAGAUGCAUCCAGAAGGGCUGGAUGAGCUGGCCAUUGCGCGGCAAUAUCAGAGCCUCACCACCAAACUCGACCUAUAUCGACAGAUGGAGUCGCUUCAGUCGUCAACUGCAGCCUCCGAGAACGAGCUACGCCUUGUCUACGUCGUCGAUACCACUCCGCAUCAGAUAAAGCUCGCCGUAACCCUCGUCUUCGUUCCCGCGCGUCAGCAACUUGCUUCUGUCGACGUAACCGCCACCGUACUACGACCCGGACCUAACGGCGUGGAAGAGGAGGAGAUUGAGCUGGACUUUGGCGACGUUCUGGCAGCCAAAAUAGAUACCAACGACGUCCGUGCCACGUACGGUCUUUCGGAAAAUAACCAUCACGUUUCUCGUCGCCUACCGUCUCCUCUCUACACGUACAUAAUCAUGCAACCUACUGGCCGGCGCUAA